AUGGACACCGCCAUAGGCGCGGCGAGGUGGGUGCUGGAGAAGGCUCUGGCCCCUGUCACGGAUGGUUUGCUGGAGGCCUGGGCAGCUAGCGCGGAUCUCGAUGGCAACAUCGACGCCCUCAAGAUGGAGCUGUUGUAUGCGCAUGGGAUGCUCGAGAAUGCCCAGGGCAGGGGCAUCCGUGGCCUCGCGCUCAAGGAGCUCCUGCGCAAGCUGGAGCAGCUCGCAUACCGGGCUGAUGAUGUGCUGGAUGAGAUGGAGUACUUCCGCAUCCAGGACGCCCUUAAAGGAACUUACCAUGCCACUGACAUGAUCGCUGUGGGUUCCGUUCAGGGCCUCCGCAUCAAUGUUGAACACACGGCGAGGCAUGUCACCAGCAAGCUCAACUGCCUUCCGUGCUUGGGUGCUGCUAGCCGUGAUGGUGACCAAGAAAAUGACCCUGGUGAUCUCCAAGAAAAUUAUUCUGGUGAUCACCAAGAAAAUGUUGGCAAGCAAGGAUGCUUGUAUGGCAGGCGGGGCGUCAGCUCCAAGCAAGGCUGUGUCAAGAAGGUUGGUGGCAGAUGCAUGCCCAAGGUCAUCUCAAGUGCUCGCAACGCUGCCCACACUUUCGGUAAACACUUUCCAUGCUACUCUCCUAUAUCUGUCCACCAUGAUAAUCCUCAAGCCCCUGUGACUGUUCAAAUAGAAAAUGAUAAUCCUCAAGCUAUCAUGCCAGAGGUUGCAAACCAUAGCGAUUGCGAAGAAUUGAAGUUUAAUAGGGUGCAAAUGUCUAAAACGAUGAUGGACAUGGUAGUUCAGCUGAAGGAAGUAUGUGCUAAGGUCUCCAUAAUUCUUAAUCUAGAUUUGUUAGGCUCUAGCCGCACUCGCAUCCAAGAAAUUGCUAUAAACAGAUCCAAAACCACAUUAGAGAUUGUAGAACCUGAGUUUUACGGGAGGGAUGACCAAAAAACGAAAAUUGUAGAUGUUAUUAAUAGUCAUGAGUACUCUUUGAGUCAACUUAACGUGCUUCCAAUUUUUGGAACGGGGGGUAUUGGAAAAACAACUUUUACGCAACACAUAUGCCAAGAAGUCAAUAGCUCUUUCCAGGCUUCAAUUUGGAUAUGUGUCUCUCUCGAUUUUAGUGCAGAUAGGUUGGCAAAAGAGAUAGUCAACAAAAUCGAUAGAGUUGAUGGUGAAAAGGAUAACGCUAGUGCUGAAGAACUUAUUCAACAAAGACUAAAAGGCAAGAGGUUUUUACUUGUCUUGGAUGAUGUGUGGACAUACCGAGAGGAUGAGUGGAAAAAACUAUUAGCACCUUUCAAAAAGGUUGAAUCCAAGGGUAAUUUCAUUAUAGUCACAACUCGAAUACCAAUGGUAGCAGAAAUGGUUAGGACAACCAAUUGCGAACUAGAGCUGGACAGGCUAGAUGAUGCAGAUACCAUGUGUUUCUUCGAAGCAUGUGUAUUUGGUAACGAGCUAGAACCAUGGGGAGAACAUCCUGCUGCAUUACUUGAAACUGGUCACGAAAUAGUGCGCCGUUUGAAAGGUUCCCCUCUUGCAACUAAAACUGUAGGUAGAUUACUACGAAACCUACUUACUUUGGACUAUUGGAAAAGAGUUCUAGAAAGCAAAGAAUGGGAACUAGAAACCAGUGAGAGUGACAUCAUGCCAGCCCUCAAACUUAGCUAUGAUUUUCUCCCUUUCCAUUUAAAACAGUUGUUUGUAUAUUGUGCUUUAUUUCCUGAAGAUUAUGAAUUUGAUAGCAAGGAGUUAGUUCAAUUGUGGGUUGGACUUGGUAUUUUGCGUCCAUGUGACCAGAAUAGAAGGACCGAAGAUGUUGGACUAGACCAUUUGCAUGAGUUGGUCAAUUACGGUUUUUUCAGAAAAGACAAAAAAGAAGAUGGUCGUUAUUUUUAUGUUAUUCAUGAUCUAUUGCACGAAUUGGCCACCAAGGUAUCGUCAGAUGAAUGUGUUAGCAUAUGUAGUUCUAAUGUCAGGUCCAUACACAUCUCCCCAUCUGUACGUCAUUUAUCCAUAAUUGUAGAUGACAAAGAUGUUGAUGAUAGAAUGACUUUCGGCGACUAUAAAGAUGAUUUGCGUGCAUUAGGUAAAAGAUUAAAAGUUGAAAACCUACGUACUCUGAUGUUGUUUAUACGAUAUCAUGGUAGCUUCGCCAAGAUCUUUCGUGAUCUGUUUAAAAAAGCCAAAGCCCUUCGCACUAUUUUUCUAUCUGGAGCAUCAUACUCUAUGGAGGACAUUCUGCAUAAUUUUUCAGAAAACAUCCAUCUUCGUUACCUAAGGAUCGAGCCAUCAGAUAACGCAGGCAACAUCGACUUGCCUAGUAUGCUAUUCCAAUUUUAUCAUCUAGAGAUAAUAAAUCUUGAAAAAUGGAAAGACGCUGUUUCAAUUAGACAUAUCACCAACCUUAUAAAGCUGCGUCAUUUCCUAGUGCCAAAAGGAGAUCCUGAGGGUCAUUCUGACAUAUCUGAGGUGGGAAAACUUAAAUUGCUUUCAGAAUUAAGAAGGUUUGAGGUUGGUAAAGAAAAUACUGGUUUCGAACUAAGUCAGCUAGCGCAAUUAACAGAGCUUGGAGGGUCGCUUAGUAUUUAUAAUCUUGAAAAGGUGCAAGAGAAGGGGGCACGGGGAAAGGAACUAAUUAUAAAACCAAUACAUAGGAACCACUUGCGUGAACUAACAUUAGAGUGGGAUAUGGAAAGAUCUACCAGGGAGCCAAGAAGAGAAGAAAAUGUUCUGGAAAACCUUGCACCACAUAGUGACCUUCGAGAUCUGUGCAUUAGAGGGCACGGAGGUACUAGUUGCCCAACAUGGCUAGGUAAGAACCUCUUGGUCAAAAAUUUGGAAUCUCUUCACUUGGCUGAUGUAUCUUGGAAAACUUUCCCACCAUUAGGAGAGUUCUGGUCGGUCCAUGAGCCCCAUGGUGAGUGCAAGGGUUGCAUUGCAAGCCCAGGCUAUCAAAACUAUUGUCUCAAAAAACAAGGCUUUCAAAAUUUAAAAAAGCUAGUGUUUAUUAAGAUACCAAAACUGACAAACUGGGCUGCAAAUCAAACUUGUGGUUUUUUCUUCCACCUGGAAGUGCUCAUUAUUGAAGACUGCCAUGAACUUGUGGAGUUGCCAUUUUCAUGUUGUACUUGCUCCCAACCAGAGCAAGAAGUAGCGAACAUGACUUGGUUCUCUAGACUACGGGAGCUCAAGAUUGUAAGAUUCCCAAACCUAAGGACAAUACCUCCUAUCCCUUGGACCCGUACUCUAUGCUCCAUUGAGAUAGCACAAACAGGCUCAAAUUUUAAGAAGCUCACUUACUCGGAAAGAUGGUACGGAAGACCAGGAUUAAGGUUGGAAAUUUGGGCGGCGGAUGGUGCAGAUGGCUUGUUUUGGAAUGAGUUUGCUUUCGGUAAUUUGCGUGAUCUAAAAGAGUUGACUAUAACUAAUUGCCCUCCUUUGCCCUUGGGUAUCGUACAAAUGCUAACAUCUCUGCAGUCCCUCACUAUAAGUGGUUAUUCGAGUAUUGUCCUAUCACCAAUCGGAGGCGAGAGCCAUGUCCUGUACCAGAUUCCAGUUGAAGAACUCUGCAUUUCUGAAAGUGGUGGUGGCGGGAAAGAAUUGACUCAACUGCUCUCUCAGUUCCCGAAGCUCACCGGCCUGCAAAUAGAAAGGUGUGAAAAGAUGACAGAACUUGGUGUGUCGGAGUGGCAGAGUGGAAAACACCAGCAAGAGACAAAAGACGAGGAGGAAAUAGUGGCGAUGGCAGAAGGAGGACUGCUGCUCUUGCCUACCCAACUACAGGAGUUGAAGCUCCGAAGUUGCGCUCAGCUGAGAAUACUCCCCAGUUCAUGUUCAGGGGGCGACAACAAGGAAGCAGCAGCAGGAGGUCUCCAGCGUCUACGCUCCCUCCGCCAAUUGCGUGUAGAGAAUUGCCCCAAUUUGCUUUCCUCAUAUUCGGACUCCUCGUCUUGUUUCCCUUUCCCGAGCUCUCUGGAAGAACUCACUCUAUUCGGCCUGGAAGAACUCACAAACCUAAGAGUUAGCCGUUCCUCAAUACUACAUACCCUAUCCAUAGAGGACUCCUCCGGAGUUCUGUCGGUGUCCAUCUGCAGCCUCCUCUCUUCCUCCCUCACCACAUUGACCUUUCUUGGUAGCAAAGAGGUGGAGCCCAUACCAGAAGAGGCCCUCCGGCUUCUCACCUCCCUCCAAGAUCUCACAUUUCUUUGUUGCGACAAAUUGCAGAUCCUCCCGGCAGGUCUAAAGAGACUUGCCAGCAUCAAGAACUUACGUUUCUUUUCAUGCAACUCUCUCCAUUCGCUUCCCAUGGACGGCCUCCCGAGUUCUUUGCACAGCUUAUUAUUCUACGGAUGUUCCAUGAAAUCAUUGCCCAAGGACAGCCUCCCGAGUUCUCUGCAGGAAUUAGAGAUCUCAGGUUGUUCUGAACUCGAAUUACUUCCCACUUUUUCGGACGGCCACCCGAGUUCUCUACAGGAAUUAAAGAUAUGGAAUUGUCCUGCCAUCAAAUCGGUGCCCAAGGACGCCCUCCCGAAUUCUCUUCAGGAAUUAGAGAUCAGUUACUGUCCUGACAUCAAAUCGCUUCCAGAGGACGGGCUCCCUGAA
This is a messenger RNA of Triticum aestivum (bread wheat), 4599 nucleotides long. Its product is annotated as putative disease resistance protein RGA3. Lineage: Eukaryota; Viridiplantae; Streptophyta; Magnoliopsida; Poales; Poaceae. Gene Ontology annotation, molecular function: ATP hydrolysis activity; ADP binding. The transcript has a single exon. The record is from RefSeq and is a predicted model, not a curated record. The annotation marks the transcript as partial.